Capronia epimyces CBS 606.96 is the source of this 1170-nucleotide messenger RNA. RefSeq lists its product as uncharacterized. Lineage: Eukaryota; Fungi; Ascomycota; Eurotiomycetes; Chaetothyriales; Herpotrichiellaceae. The transcript has a single exon. Bases 1 to 1170 code for a protein of 389 amino acids. The record is from RefSeq and is a predicted model, not a curated record.
AUGGCUUUGGGGGACGGCAAGGAGACGUCAAAGACAAUGGCCAGGCCGGGACCGGAACCAGAACUAGAACCAGAGAUCGAGUCCACGUCCACAUCCACGUCCACAUCUACAUCCAUGUUCACAUCCACAUCCAUUUUCACAUCAGACCCGACGGUGUCAGCGUUCGCGGUGCCAUGUAAAGAAUAUGUCGCUAGACACACGGACCCUCAGUUGAACGCACAUCUACAUCCGUCUACGGAUACGGAUACGGAUACUGUGAUAGGGUCGAGGCACCAACAUCGUCAAUAUCAAUAUAUCGCGACGGGGGCGCUCGUGUUUCACCCGCCUUUACCAGAACCGGGGUCGGGGUCGGGAUCUGGAUCAGGGCAAACGUCAACAUCCACGUCAACGUGCAUGUCCAGGUCCAGGUCCAGGUCAACAUCCACGUCAAAGUCCAAGUUAACUCCAACUCCAGCGGAGCGGGACCGAAUCCUCCUCAUCCAACGCGCCGAACACGACUCCCUGCCUGGUCGGUGGGAAGUGCCCGGCGGCGGGUGCGAUGAUCCAGGUGAUCCAACCAUCUUGCACGCCGUGGCGCGGGAGCUUUGGGAAGAGACGGGUCUCGUGGCGACCCGGAUCGGACCUGUUGUGCAGGUGGGGUCGGCGGAUGAUGCGGGACGGCGACAGGGAGAGGGAGAGGGACGGCCCCAGGGACAGGGACGGCCACAGGGACAAGGACGGCAACAGGGAGAGGGACAGCCACAGGGACAGGUAUUUGUGACGACAAGUGGGAAGGUGGUAUGUAAGUUCUAUUUCCUCGUCGACGUAUACACGCAUCUACAAGUCGACGGCGGGCCGAUGGAGACGAAUGUCGAUAUAGAUGGGAAUGGGAAUGGGAAGAGGAGCGAACGCAAAGAUGGCGUGGGAGAGAACGACAACCACAACCACAACCAUCUCCCGCAGGACCAUGACCAUCGCUUCAAUGCCUCAGGCCCCGUACCAGUGCCAAUGCCAAUGCCGGCAGUCCACCUCGAUCCCAACGAGCAUCAGGCUUAUCUAUGGGCGGACGAGGCCGAAGUCAAGGCCAGUCGGGUCGGCCAUGUCGACGUGCGCUUCACCACUCCGCAGCAGCGGGAGGUCAUCCUGGCCGCUUUCCGUGUCAGAAAGGGACGGGAAAGGAGAUUCAGAUGA